AUGGUGGCCGGCUCUCGAACAUGCAUUCCGCUACUUGGCGGUAUGAUGUUGGGAGCACUGAUCGCCAUGCUGCUCUUCAAUCCGGAAGACCCAGUAACCAUUGGCGAUGCAGUAUGUCCGCCGAGAAGUGCCCCGCAGAAACAGUACGUUGAUGUCAGCGAACACUGGACGGUGCACCUGGACAAUAUGCCAUCACCACCUCCGAAUCAGGAUGCGACUCCGAAGGUUGUCAGGGCUAGGUUCGCAGCUACUGAGUUAGGCAUACGUGAGCGAUUGAUGGUUGGAGUUCUGGCUGAGUCCUCACUGGCAGUAGCAAUGAAUGCAUCGUUAGGAAAACAUGUGCCAAGGAUUCACGUUUUUGCCGAUGCUAGUCGAAUUGACACUGAUCUAGCUCAGCUGACAAACUUGAGUCCAUACAAGUGGGUUUGA
Cylicostephanus goldi is the source of this 429-nucleotide messenger RNA. The record is from the annotation of a GenBank genome assembly. NCBI's taxonomy places the organism in Eukaryota, Metazoa, Nematoda, Chromadorea, Rhabditida, Strongylidae.